This is a messenger RNA of Sinocyclocheilus anshuiensis, 1418 nucleotides long. RefSeq names its product peptidyl-prolyl cis-trans isomerase FKBP8-like. Bases 121 to 1329 code for a protein of 402 amino acids. NCBI's taxonomy places the organism in Eukaryota, Metazoa, Chordata, Actinopteri, Cypriniformes, Cyprinidae. Gene Ontology annotation, biological process: protein folding; negative regulation of apoptotic process. The record is from RefSeq and is a predicted model, not a curated record. The transcript has 9 exons. Gene Ontology annotation, molecular function: protein binding; peptidyl-prolyl cis-trans isomerase activity; protein folding chaperone. Gene Ontology annotation, cellular component: endomembrane system; mitochondrial envelope; cytosol.
UUGUCGGGAUUGACCGUUGACCUUUACCCGGAAGCUGCACAGAUUGAUCGUGUUUUGUUGUCAAAGUUGUUGCUGCGCACCUCCGUGCAGGUUUCCUCUCCCAACGCGAAUUGCGUCCAGAUGGCCGACAGUGAGAUUGUGAACGGCUCUGCUGAUAACCAGGAGGUGGCGCCAUCUGGUAAGAAAUCUGGACGUGCCUCGCUGCUCGAUAGUGGGGAAGACUUUUCAAUGCUGGAUGAUGUUGAAGACGACGUGGAUGAUGACCUCCCGCCUUUAGAAGAUGCAGGUGGAGGAAAGAAGAAAGACGCUACAAAAGCAGAUGCAGUUGCAGAUCGAACUCCUUCUACAGAACUGGAAGAGUGGCUGGAUGUUUUAGGAAAUGGGCAGCUUAGAAAGAAAGUUGUGGAAGCCGGAGCUGGUCUAGACAGCAGACCCCAGAGAGGCCAAAAUGUCACAAUUCAUCUUAAAACCACUCUUACUGAUGGAACUGUGGUAGAAGAGCUGCCAAACGUAUCUUUUACACUUGGUGAUGGGGACGUCCUCCAGGUGCUGGAUCUUACUGUACAGCUGAUGGAAAUGAGCGAAAAGGCGUUGAUUGAAGCAGGCGCUAAAUAUGCAUACGGUGCCCUUGGCAGCUCUACUCCUGCUGUGCCUCCUGACGCUGAUCUCAUCCUGGAGGUGCAGCUGUUGUCGGCAGAAGACGCCCCAGACCUGGAGCUCAUGCUGCCCUCUGAGCGAAUCAGUUUGGCCAACAGAAAACGAGAGCGAGGAAACAUCCACUACCAGCGCACCGACUACGCCUUCGCCAUCAACUCGUACGGAAUCGCUCUACAGAUAACUGAAGCGACAUCCAGAGUGGACAUCAGUCAACAAGAAGAGGAAGAACUUUUGGACAUGAAGGUGAAAUGUCUCAAUAACAUGGCCGCUGCUCAACUCAAACUAGACCACUAUGAAGCCGCACUGCGCUCUUGCGUCUCCGUCCUGGCGCACCAGCCGGACAAUGUCAAAGCCCUGUUCCGCAAAGGCAAGGUACUGGCUCUGCAGGGCGAGUAUGCUGAAGCCAUUAAAACACUGAAAAGGGCCUUGAAGUUGGAACCAAGUAAUAAGACCAUCCACGCUGAGCUGUCGAAACUUGUGAAGAAACACUCCGAGCAGAAAGGAGCCGAACAGGCCAUGUAUAAAAAGAUGCUGGGUAACCCAACGAACGCCAGUGUGCAGAAACACCGUGCCAAGUCCUCAUGGAGUCUCAGCUGGAAGUGGCUCUUUGGGGCAACAGCCAUUGCGAUUGGCGGUGUAGCUUUAUCAGUCGUCAUCGCAGCUAGAAAUUAAUCUCAAAUUCACUGUGACGAGAUGAAUGAUGUGGUGCUGAAGACCUUGAGUACGCCAGGCCCCCAAACACCUUACCGACCUUCAUAAAA